Messenger RNA from Aspergillus tanneri, 5922 nucleotides. RefSeq lists its product as uncharacterized. The transcript is spliced from 7 exons. Gene Ontology annotation, molecular function: protein binding; catalytic activity. The record is from RefSeq and is a predicted model, not a curated record. The coding region runs from base 1 to 5922 and encodes 1973 amino acids. Gene Ontology annotation, biological process: nucleoside metabolic process. NCBI's taxonomy places the organism in Eukaryota, Fungi, Ascomycota, Eurotiomycetes, Eurotiales, Aspergillaceae.
AUGGCAACUGCAACGAUAAAUUUCCGCCACCAAGACUACACGGUCGCAUGGAUCUGUGCCCUCCCUUUGGAGAUGGCUGCGGCUGAAGCGAUGCUGGAUGAGAAACACUCCAACUUGCCAACGAAACCAACAGACGAUAACACGUACAUCCUGGGUAGGAUGUAUGACCAUAAUAUUGUCAUUGCAUGCCUUCGAUCGGGCGUUUAUGGUACGACGUCAGCUGCAACAUUGGCUACACAAAUGCAAUCCACUUUUCAGUCAAUACGGAUCUUUUUAAUGGCGGGCAUCGGAGGGGGAGUCCCAAGCGAAAAGGCUGACAUCAGACUGGGUGAUAUAGUGGUAAGCAACCCAACAAGGGACUUCGGAGGAGUCAUACAAUAUGAUUAUGGAAAAACAGUGAGUGGUGGCCGCUUUGAACGCACUGGGGUAUUGAACAAGCCGCAACCGGUGCUCCUGACAGCGGUCGCCAGGUUGCAGGCAGCGCAUAUGUUGACGCCAAGCAAAAUUCCCGCUCUCCUUUCUGAGAUGGUAGCUAGACAGCCCACUAUGCGGAAGAGAUUCACAUAUCGUGGUGAAGACCAGGAUCUAUUGUUUGAUUCGGAAUAUGACCACUGUGCCUCUGAAAAUACUUGCAACAACUGCGAUACUAGGAGACUGGUAAUGCGGCCUACUCGAGCUGGAUAUGAUCCUGUCAUCCAUUAUGGUCUCAUUGCAUCCGGCAACCAAGUGGUAAAGCAUGGUCGCACUAGAGAUAAGCUAGCCCGGGAGCUUGGUAUCCUCUGCUUUGAAAUGGAGGCGGCUGGCUUGAUGGACGAUUUUCAGUGCCUAGUGAUUAGAGGGAUCUGUGACUAUUCAGACUCACAUAAAAACAAACAGUGGCAAGAAUACGCAGCAGCAUCGGCAGCUGCCUAUGCCAAAGAGCUGCUCUCUGUAGUCCACGCAAACCAGGUUGCGGACACACCACUGGCACACUCAGACAUAUCUUAUUGCAACGGAAAUCUCCUUUGUCGAGAGAAGUAUGCUGCAAGUGUGGCAGUGCAUCGAAACCAUGCUCAAGAUUAUGAGUUGCUAUUCGAGCAUAUUUCAAGUUAUGAUCACGAGAGAGUUCAUCGAAGACUGUCUCAGAAACGACUCGUUGGCACCACGCAGUGGUUUCUUGAUCACCCGGAUUUCAACGCCUGGUUCACUGAGAAGAGUAUUUCAAGUUUGUGGUGCUCAGGAAAGAUUGGCUCAGGCAAAACAAUGAUAGCAACUGCAGUGGUAGAGGCUGCAUUGUAUCGCUAUUUGGACAAACGGUCUCCCACUGUCUUCUUCUACUGUGAGAAUGAGUGUAGUAGAUCCCUGGACGGCUCAUAUAUUCUCUCCAGUUUUAUCAGACAACUUUGCGAAUUUUUGCACAUAACGUCCAGGCCUUAUCCGGAAGAUAUUAUAAUUGAAAUUAGAAAGUUCUUUGGGCCUAAACCGACCCAGCCAGACUUUGAAGACCUGAAAUAUAUCUUUAAUCGACUUUUUCUUUAUGUGCCGGACACAAUUUAUAUCAUUGAUGGACUUGACGCUUUGAACCAGAAACAUGGAAAAUCCCUUUUGGGGUUUAUCCAGUCGCUAUUCUGUUUCUCCAAGCUCCCACAAGGAUCGCGGAUCUUGUUGCUUAGCAGGGACCAAGUUCCAGGUUAUAUAAAUAUCGCCACUUUUAUGCAUGAAAUUCGUCAGAUCUCGACAACUGCCAAUGUUAUGCGAGACAUCGAGGCUUAUAUCGAAACAAGCAUCAUUGAUAAGACCAUGUGCAGAAAACUUACCGAUGAUACUGUAUUGGUAGAAGAGAUUAAGCGGAGGCUUUUAACGGAGUCAUCGGGGAUGUUUCUAUGGGUGCAUCUCCAGCUGGAGAUUCUCUGGGAUACUUGCCGCACGGAUGCAGAAAUUCGAUCAGCCUUAGCUACACUGCCUAAAGGCCUGGAAGAAACAUAUGGCCGUUGCAUUGACAGAAUAAACCUCCAGGAUAGCUAUGCCCUAAAGGUUCUCAAGUGGGUUAGCUUUGCAACUAGAUCGCUUCAUAUUGAGGAACUGAGAGAAGCUGUCGCCUUUGAUUUGGGAGAUACGGAGUGGAUCGCUGAGAAAAUGCCGCAGAAAAAUAUUGUGAUUGGCUGCUGUGCGAAUCUUGUUGUCAUAGAUCCUACCGACCAUUGUGUGCGCUUCGCACAUUCUUCAGUGAAGCAAUAUCUCGACACAUAUCAAGGAAGGAAAGUUCAAGCAAAACGAAUCCCAGAGUACCCAAACACAGAGCAGGGCGAUCUAGAGUGUGGAGAAUUCUGUGUUACCUAUCUUUCCUUCUCAGACUUCAGCCUUCAACUAAGCAAGCAAUCAGCAGAAAGAGCGGCAAUCGCAAUUCCACAGCCAGCUUUACUUGCACGUCCAGCCCUCAGCCCCAGACUCGCCGAACGCUUCCUUCCACUGUUUCGGAAGCAGAACCGGUGUAUUUCAGUACCAUUUCGUACGAUACGCACAGUCUCAACUCCAGAUCGGACACGGUAUAAAUUUCUUGAUUAUGCCGUCACAAACUGGGCUUUGCAUACAAAACAGUUGCCCCAUACAUCAUUAGUCUGGGACAAGUUCGAGGGGCUUGCCACGUGUUUCAAUGAAACUUGGAAUUUCCACCCCUGGGUUCCUGGUGGUCGUUCAAAAGACUCCCAUCUACACGGUCUCUUUGGAUGGGCAGUAAAGGAGCAGCAUGAGCGUCUUCUGUCAAUUGCACUGGCAGCGGGACCCGCUUUACAACGUGUCUGUGACCUUCCGCUGAUUGGGGAAAGUCUUCCCGCGCUUCAUGUUGCAUCAAAACUUGGAUAUAGAAGCAUUACUAAGAUUCUCCUGGAUUUCUGCAACGUUAAUGUGCCAGAUGGAGAGGGGUAUACUGCUUUACAUCAUGCAGCUAAUAGGGGACACACUGAAAUCUGUCAACUGCUUUUAAGCGCAAAGAGCGUGAAAGUGGAUGCCACAUCAAAGUCUCUAUGCACACCACUCUGGUUGGCUGCUAGCAAUGGAUAUCGGGAGGUUGUAUCACUCCUUGUGGAGAAGCAAUCGAAUAUUGAAGCAAAGAACGCUUCUCUUCGCCAGACAGUUCUUUCACAAGCCGCACGAAACGGGCACUAUGCAGUAGUGGAGCUUCUGCUCGAGAAAGGGGCAGACCUAGAGACCCAAGAUGCAGAUGGUCGAACACCUCUAUCAUGGGCAGUAAAAUGCCAACAUGAAGCGAUAAUGAAGCUGUUACUCGAAAAAGGAGCUAAUCCAGAAUGCAAAGACACUGAUGGUCCAUCAUUGUUACUCUGGGCGUCCAAACAUGGGCAUGAGCUGAUAGUAAGCAUACUUUCCUUGAAUAUUAAAGAGAUCAACUUCAAGGAUGAGUACAACCGGACACCGCUAUCAAAAGCUGCACUGAAAGGACAUGAAGCAGUCGUGAAGCUGUUAGUUGAGAAGGGGGCUAGCCUGGAGUCUAAAGAUGAUUCUGGAUGGACACCGCUAUCAAGAGCUGCAGUGAAAGGACAUGAAGCAGUGGUGAAGCUGUUGGUUGAGAAGGGUGCUGACCUAGAGUCUAAGGACAUCAUUGGACGGACAUCGCUAUCAUGGGCCGCAGGGAAUGGACAUGAAGCAGUGGUGAAGCUGUUGACUGAGAUGGGUGCUGAUCUAGAGUCUAAGGAUAAUAACCAUGGACGGACGCCUCUAUCAUGGGCUGCAGCGAAUGGACAUGAAGCAGCGGUGAAACUGUUGGUUGAGAAAGGUUCUGAUCUGGAGUCUAGGGACAAUCUUGGACGGACGCCGUUAUUCUGGGCUGCAGUGAAAGGACACAAGACAGUGGUGAAGCUGUUAGUUGAGAAGGGGGCUAGUCUGGAGUCUAAAGAUGAUUCUGGAUGGACACCGCUAUCAAGAGCUGCAGUGACAGGACAUGAAGCAGUGGUGAAGCUGUUGGUUGAGAAAGGCGCUGAUCUGGAGUCUAAGGAUUGUUCUAGACGGACACCGCUAUCAUGGGCUGCAGGGAAUGGUUAUGAGGCAGUGGUGAAGCUGUUGGGUGAGAAGGGGGCUGAUCUAGAGUCUAAGGACAAUAACCAUGGACGGACGCCUCUAUCAUGGGCUGCAGCGAAUGGACAUGAAGCAGCGGUGAAACUGUUGGUUGAGAAAGGUGCUGAUCUGGACUCUAAGGAUAAUUUUGGACGGACGCCGUUAUUCUGGGCUGCAGUGAAAGGACAUGAAGCAGUGGUAAAGCUGUUGGUUGAGAAGGGUGCUAAUCUGGAGUCUAAGGAUAACAACUAUAGACGGACACCUCUAUUACGGGCUGCAGCGAAUGGACAUGAAGCAGUGGUGAAGCUGUUGGUUGAGAAGGGCUCUAAUCUGGACUCUAAGCAGUAUUCUGGGCAGACACCACUAUUAUGGGCCGCAGCGAACAAUCAUGAGGCAGUGGUGAAACUGUUGGUUGAGAAGGGUGCUAAUCUGGAGUAUAAGGACAUGCUUGGACGGACACCGCUAUUACAGGCCGUGGUGAACAGACAUGAAGCAGUGGUGAAGCUGUUAGUUAAGAAGGGUGCUAAUUUAGAGUCUAAGGACGUUAACCAUGGAUGGACAUCGCUAUCAUGGACUGCAGGGAAUGGUCAUGAGGCAGUGGUGAAGCUGUUGGUUGAGAACGGCGCUAGUCUGGAGACUAAGGAUAAUUCUGGAAGAACACCGCUAUCAAGAGCUGCAGGGAAAGGACAUGAAGCAGUGGUGAAGCUAUUGGUUGAGAAGGGUGCUGACCUAGAGUCUAAGGACAAUUCUGGACAGACAUCGCUAUCAUGGGCCGCAGCGGUCGGACAGGAGCCAGUGGUGAAGCUGUUGGUUGAGAAUGGUGCUGAUCUGGAGUCUAAGGACAAUUUUGGAUGGACGCCGCUAUCAAGAGCUGCAGUGAAUGGUCAUGAGGCAGUGGUAAAAUUGCUCUAUAAUUUCCUUAUUAGCGAACUUCACAAGAGAAAUGUCAAAUCCGACGGUGGAUCUGCUCUUGUGUGGUACGCAAUUCAUGGCGACGAACUUGGAGUUAGACGUAUGCUAACCGCCGGCGCUGAUGUUAACCUUCGAUUACCAAAUAAACUACAAUCAACCACUCUUCUGGAAGCUGUAAUUCAUAAACAUACCCGUGUUAUACAACUUCUUCUGGAAAAUGGAGCUUUGCCAGAUGCGGUUGACCUUCGCGCCAGACGGCCCUUGGUUUUGGCAACAAGUGAACGUAGCGACGUGACCAUCACUGAGCUGCUCCUAGAUUAUGGUGCUAGGACCAAUGCCGUUGCAUUUGACAAACGUGCCCCGCUCAUGGAGGCUAUCCGGUCAAAUCAGGAAUCUAAGGUAUUGUUGCUUUUGAAGCAUGGCGCUGACACACAUAUCUUGGGAAGCCGAAAUACACUUCUACACGUUGCGGCUGCGAAGAAUGCUGCUCCCGCAAUUAUAAAGAUGCUCAUAGAUUCUGGUAUCCAGGUGGAUUCUCAGGACCGUUGGGGGAGGACACUACUACAAGUUGCAGCUUAUUAUUCCUGCACACGUGCUGUACGCCUACUACUACAUUAUGGCGCCGAUCCAAACUUCAAAAACACCAGCCUAUAUGGGAAAGGACAGUCUGCCCUUUUCUAUGCUACUGAGAAGCCCAGGAAUUCCAGGAAAGGCAACAAAACCAUUAUCCGAACACUCGUAGGGGCCCAGGUAGACGCUACAGACUCUGUGCAAGAGACACCUCUACCCUAUGCGGUCUCUCAGGGCGCCAUCAAACAAGCGCAGGCACUCCUCGAAAAUGGUUCCAGUAUUAUGGCAAGAGAUGCCGAGGGAAGGGCUGUGCUUUAUUUAGCUACUUGGCCAUAUAUCGGGAGUCCCGAUAUGAUAAACUGGCUUGUUAAAAGUGGAGCUGAUGUGAACUAG